Messenger RNA from Charadrius vociferus (killdeer), 1515 nucleotides. RefSeq names its product doublecortin domain containing 2 (gene DCDC2). The record is from RefSeq and is a predicted model, not a curated record. Gene Ontology annotation, cellular component: microtubule organizing center; axoneme; kinocilium. Gene Ontology annotation, biological process: regulation of cilium assembly; intracellular signal transduction; cilium assembly. The coding region runs from base 1 to 1515 and encodes 504 amino acids. The transcript is spliced from 10 exons. NCBI's taxonomy places the organism in Eukaryota, Metazoa, Chordata, Aves, Charadriiformes, Charadriidae.
AUGACUAGCGCUGGCACGAAGGGGUCGUGGCUCUCGCAGCCGAUGGUGAAGAGCGUGCUGGUGUAUCGCAACGGGGACCCGUUCUUCCCGGGGCGCCGUAUUGUCGUCAAUGAGAAGAAAGUGUCCAACUUCGAAGUGUUUCUGAAAGAGGUGACAGGCGGGGUGAAGGCACCCUUUGGAGCUGUGCGUAACAUCUAUACCCCCCGGGGUGGGCAUCGUGUCCGGCAGCUGGAGGAGCUUCAGAGUGGAGAGCAGUAUGUGGCUGGUGGCAGGGAAGCCUUCAAGAAACUCAACUAUUUGGACAUUGGAGAAACAAAGAAAAAAACUGCCGAAGUCAAUAACGAGGUCAAGCCGGUUACUCACAGUAGAAUCACUGUGUCAGCACGGUUUCGAAAACCGCUCCAGGAGCCCUACACUAUUUUCCUGAUUGCUAACGGAGACCUUAUUAGCCCUGUAGUGCGCCUCCUCAUUCCCAGGAGAACACUGAAUCACUGGGAUCAGAUUCUCGAAAUGGUUACAGGAAAAGUUACCCUCAGAAGUGGAGCUGUUCACAGACUUUACACUUUAGAUGGAAAACUUGUUCAGAAUGGGUCAGACUUGGAGAAUGGGCAAAUUUAUGUUGCAGUGGGUAGAGAAAAGUUUAAGAAGUUGCCGUACGGUGAUCUGCUGUUUAGCAAAUCUACAAUGAGAAGACCACAGGGUUCCAAAACCUUUGUACUACCUCCGAUUGUGGGAUCUAGAAAGUCUAAAGGCAGUGGAAACGACCGGCAAUCUAAAUCUACUGUUGGAUCCAGUGACCCAGGAGAAAACAGUUCCUCACCUCACCUUCCCAAAAGGAAAGACAAAAAAAGCCAGAAUCCUGAGGAUUCUGUGUCCAAACGACACUUUUCUUACAACUCUACAAAAGUAAAACAGACAGUAGGAGUAACAGCUUCCACGGGAGUCCUUCAAGGUAAUGGUGAAGAUAUUUACAAAGCCAGAGAACAGGGGUCUGAAAUGUGGGGGGCAGCUGAAGUGCAGGAAGAUGAAGAUACUUGUGUAGAAGUUCCGCUGGACCAGAGGCCAGCAGAAACUGUAGAUGAAGAAGAAAAUGCAGAAGAGGAAAAUGACAUGGGAGAGGAAGCAUAUAAAGGAGAGGAAGAGUAUCCAGAAGUGAAUGGAGAGGAAAAUGGGGAAACCGUUAAAGAAAGAAGUGAAGUGGAAGAAAACAAGAAGAAAUUAAAUGAGAAUUAUGAAGAUGAAGCAGAAGAAACGGAGAAUGUUGACCAAGCAGAAGAGGAACUUACCCACUUAAAUGGCAAGAAAAAUGAAGAAAAUGGUGAGGGAAUGGAGCACUUGAACUACCAAGGUGAUCUUCAGCCUGAAGAAGAAAUGAAAGAAAAGGAUUCUGACAAUCAGAACCAUGUUGAUUCCCAUCUUGAAAAAACAUCCACAAAUCCAAGGGUGACAAUCACCAGCCCACAAGAAAGCGAAAAAAAAAAUGACCAGAGCAAUGACUAUGCUGCAGUGGCAUAG